AUGCUGUUGGUUAAUGAAGAUUUGACAGAAGAACUCGCGGCUCGAUUGGACUCUCACCGUGUCAGAAAAGAACCACAUGAUCAUGAUGAGGAAGGUUUUGGCAUCGCUCUCUGUUUGGAGAAAGAUUUAAGAGACUCUCUCUUUGGGCAGCACAUUGUGUCUGAUGUUGUACUGAAAGCUGUAACAUCAUUUAUGAAUGACAGCAACCCAAACAAACCGCUGGUCCUCUCUUUCCAUGGGACUACAGGAGUUGGGAAAAAUCAUGUUGCUAAAAUCAUUGCAAGAAAUGUGUACAAAAAAGGGAUCCAGAGCAAGCAUAUUCACACGUAUAUAUCUGAGCAUCAUUUCCCACACAGAACAAAGUUAGACUUAUACAGCGCACAGCUAAAACAGUGGAUUCAUGGAAAUGUAUCAAGUUUUCCCCGCUCCAUGUUCAUAUUUGAUGAAAUGGACAAGAUGCAACCACAGCUGAUCGAUGUCAUAAAACCUUUUCUAGACUACAAUGCCCGUGUCGAUAGAGUGUCAUUCCACAAUGCAAUCUUCAUUUUUCUUAGUAAUGCAGGUGGGAAUGUGAUUGCUGAAGUGGCUCUGGAUUACUGGAGAGAAGGCAAAAAUCGGGAAGAGCUUUGGAUGAACAGCAAGGAAAUGGAGACUAAGAUCCUUCAAAACAUCUUCAACGAUAAGAACAGUGUGUAUUGA
Molecule: messenger RNA, 699 nt
Organism: Sinocyclocheilus grahami
Lineage: Eukaryota; Metazoa; Chordata; Actinopteri; Cypriniformes; Cyprinidae
Product: torsin-1A-like
Exons: 5
Coding region: 1-699 (232 amino acids)
Biological process (GO): protein localization to nucleus; nuclear membrane organization
Cellular component (GO): nuclear envelope; endoplasmic reticulum lumen
Molecular function (GO): kinesin binding; ATP binding; ATP hydrolysis activity
Source: RefSeq, a predicted model, not a curated record